Messenger RNA from Macrosiphum euphorbiae (potato aphid), 846 nucleotides. The record is from the annotation of a GenBank genome assembly. NCBI's taxonomy places the organism in Eukaryota, Metazoa, Arthropoda, Insecta, Hemiptera, Aphididae.
AUGAGUAAGAAAGUGAAUAAUUAUAAUGCGUGUAUAUUUUGCUUACGGUCCAUUAAGUUGAAUCCAGGUUUAUCUUUACAUAAUUUUCCUAAAGACCAAGCUUUACGGCUAAAAUGGAUGGAGGCCUGUGGAUUUAGUGAAUCAGACAUUUAUCCUAAGCGUAAACUAUGUUCAGUUCAUUUUGAAAAAAAUUGCUAUACUGGAUUAAAUAAAAAUGUUCUGAAGCGUGGCUCAGUUCCUACUUUGCAUAUUAAAAAGUUAGUUAAAUUAUUAGGUAUUGUUUGUAUUAAUAUAUUAUGUAUUAAAAAGUGUAAUGAAACAGUAAAUGCUCCUUCCACACCUAGGGUUCAUGAUUUAAUUCCAGUACAACCUACCUCUUCCAUUGACAAUUCAGCAGAAAUUCAAAAACGCAAACUCGACUUGAGUCCAGAUAAAAUUAUGUCUGAGGAGCCAUCAUCACCAAUUUUGAUUACUAGUAAUACUGAAGUAAUUGAUACACCUACUCAUAAAAAAAGAAAAUGCUUUGUUGGUGAUAUUAAAACACCUGACCUUGCCACCCCAAGGAGAGCUAAAAGGCAUUUCAACAGGGCUAAGCUUCAGGUCAUGGUUCAAAGAAAUAAUAUUAAAGUUCUAAAUCAAACCAUUAGACGGCAAAAAAAUAAAUUGUCAUCUUUAGAAGCGCUUUUAAAGCAUUUAAAAUCAACAAACCUUCUCACUGAAGAAGCUCAUGAUUCGAUAUUGGUAUUAAUUAUUUAUGAAGAUUGUUGUGUGUAUAUUUAUUCUACUUGUCAUGGUUUAAGUGUCCGAGAGUUUAAAUGUUACAACAAUAUGGUUUUAUGUACCUAA